Messenger RNA from Hirundo rustica (Barn swallow), 1425 nucleotides. RefSeq names its product coordinator of PRMT5 and differentiation stimulator (gene COPRS). Gene Ontology annotation, molecular function: histone binding. Lineage: Eukaryota; Metazoa; Chordata; Aves; Passeriformes; Hirundinidae. Gene Ontology annotation, cellular component: nucleus. The transcript has 4 exons. The coding region runs from base 66 to 572 and encodes 168 amino acids. The record is from RefSeq and is a predicted model, not a curated record.
CUACCACGAAGCCGGAAGGAAAUUGUCUAUGGCAAGGGGAAAACUCCACCCAGCCAUAAGAGGUGAUGGCUGCUGCCUCUGAGGCUGCAAACUCUGAGGGGAAACAGCUUCCUAAUAAGACAGAAACGGUGAUCUGGAAGCCCAGAAAAGAAUGUUUGCUGCAGAAUAUUCCAAAUGUUCCUGAUGGCACGUCUGAAGAAAGUGUAUCUGCCUCUACCUCUCCCAAUGAAGGUGAUGUCAGUGGCUCUACUGAUGAGGGAUGGUACAAUAUAUAUGCUGACCUGGAUGUGUGGGACAGUGAAGUUUCCAAUAUACCUGAGUCCUCAGUACAGCAGGAUGUAUCUGAACAUGAGGUGGAGGACUGGGAUAAAGAGCUGGAGGAGUCUACGUAUGGUCCUUAUGAUGCUGACGAUCUCUCCUGUGGAAGCUUUGAGGAAAAUAAUCAUUUCGGUUCAUAUGUAUGGAAGGAGGAUUGGUUUUACAACCCAGGCUGUGACCAUGCACCUUGCUUUGUUUUUCCACCACGAUUUAGAACAGUUGAGAAGGGCCAGUUUGAUGAUGCUGAUGAAUGAGGUUGAGCCUGGUCAGAAAUAAGUUUGGCUUCUGUGUUGGAUUAUGUUCUUCAGCGACUGAACUGUGUUGCGUCCCUUGGCUUUUUUGCAGAAUUGGGCCUGAGGCCAGAAAUGUGAUGCCAUCUCCAGAGUUUUGCUUAGACUGUUUCUGAGCUGUUCAUAAACUACUCACCCUUGCUCUGGAGACAAGAGUGCUGGGUGCAAGGAGUUAGUGCAUUUCUGGGGGUUUUGUUUGUAUUAUGGAGAUCUAUGUUGUUAAUUAAUUGCUUGAGAAGUAUUUGAUUUCUAAACUUCAGCUUGUUUGUCAGGCUUCUGUCGUUUUUGACAUGCUGAUCCCUGUGUUUUUGUGUAAUUUUCAGUUUUCUUUCCUUUUCAUUUGAUGCUGUCAGAUUGGUUUGGAUAGCUUUAAAAACUCUUCCUCCUUCAAGCUUGUAUGUUGUAUUUCCAUAUGGUUCUAAUGUCCAUUUGUGAUUCUUAUACUGGUGUUUGACAAAAUUAGCUGUGGUGAAUACAGAACAAGUUGUUUUGUGUUUAUUUUUAUGAAUUUCAGCAUAGAGGAAUUUCAAAUACACGAUGCACAUUUUGCAAAUACACAUGUUGAUAUAUAGGGUGGCUGCUCCAUCCAGUAGGAAUGCUGGGUGCUUAAGGCUGCCUUCCAAUACAGAUUUCUUCACAUCAGGCCUUCUUGUGUAUGGUCAUAUUACCCUAGAGUCCCACAGUUCGCUUUAUUACAUCCUCAUGCAACAUCAGAUGUGCAAUGACAAGGAAAAUAUCCCUGCUUUUAUAUGUAUAUGUAUAUAUGCGUGUGUGUGUGUAUAUAUAUGCGCAUGUAUGUAUAUAUUGCAGUAUAUAA